AUGUCACAGGGAACCGCAACAGUGGCCCCACGAAAAGAGAUAACCGGCCUCAACCGCAUGACUCCUAAGGGCUUAAAGGAGCUGUGUAAAAAGAAUAAGCUGUACCAGACUCCGCGUUUAAACGAUGUGCUCUACUUGCAUUAUCAGGGCUACCAAUGCAUCGAGUGCUUGGAGGAGUACACAGAGCUCAAGUGCCUGUGGCUGGAAUGCAAUGCCAUUUCUGAAAUCCAGGGCUUGGAGCAACUGACAAAGCUGAAAUGUCUCUUUCUUCAGAACAAUCUGGUUACGAAGAUCGAGAACUUGGAACCAUGUCGCGAACUAGAUACUUUGAAUCUCAGCUCUAAUCACAUUCGCAAAAUACAGAACAUCGGAUCCGAUAUAUUGCCGGUUUUGAACACACUAAACAUAUCUUCGAACUAUCUGAAGGACAGCGAGAGCCUAUCCGACCUGGUUCAUUGCAAGACACUGUCAGUCCUGGACUUGGCGAACAAUCGAAUAGACGAUAUUUUGGUUGUGAAAGUGUUCGAGCAGAUGCCCAGUUUGAGGGUCUUGGUGUUGCAAGGAAACCCAGUAGUGUCUAGACUUCCCCAGUAUCGUAAGACAUUGAUACUUGCCUGUAAAGAGCUUACUUAUUUGGAUAGUCGACCCGUCUUCCCCCGAGAUCGAGCAUGUGCCGAAGCCUGGAAGCGAGAGGGUUACGAAGGGGAGCGCAAGGAAAACAACCGCUGGAACCGGGCUGAGCGCAGGAAAACGCGCGAGAGUGUUAACUGUACCAUACGCAUGCGCAACCGCCACCACCCACCCGACGAACAAUACCCCCUGCUGAGGUCGAGCGAUUCGGAGGACGAUGCUUGUGCUGAAAGGAGUCGCAAAAGGGCCGAGCUCGAGAACGGCGGAGUCGACGAUUUGUGGGACGAGGUGUCGGGUGAACAGCCCAGCUCGGAUCACGGUUCUAGCAGUUCUAGCUCUGCUGAGGGCAACGAGAGUGUAGGAUCUCAGCACGAUCACAUCGCUGAAAAAUUGAGUAACCGCAACGGAAGGUACCUCGAGGGCCGUCCAAAAGUCCUGUACGAAUCUGACUUGGGAAAUGAGGAGUCAGUCGAGAAAGAGCCGCCUAAGAUAUCUUCGGAAACCAUAGAAGCCAUUGGGGGUGAAGCCAUUAAUCAGAAUGAAUCUGGCAGAGAAGAGGACAAGGAAGUUCGUGUUCCCAUAACAGUGGCAAAGCUAGAAGUAAUAAAUAUUAGAAGCGAAAAGGGUGACAAUGAUGAUGCAAGUGUUUCAGGAAAGGACUCAAAUGUCACAAGUCCCUCAGAAAGUGAUGAGCAACGAGAAGAGGCAGAGCUGACAGUAAAUACAUUUGAACAAGUUGUUGACGUUGAAGUCGAUAACAUGGAAUCCCAAAAGAAGCUUUCAAGUCGCCCCUCAGACAGUUGCUCGGAUCUGGAUAGUACUGAAGAUCUUGAGAGCACUUGCCAAGCCCUGAACAUUGUAGCUCAAAAUGAUGAACUGGGCGAGGAUCCCAAUAUAAAAGAGAUAAAAAGCAAACUGGUCGCUGACAUGUACGAGAGCUUUGGAGCUGAUAGCUAUGACGAACUCGACGAACCUCUCGAACUGCUCCUUGAUGAAGAUACACAAAAUGUAUAUCCAGAAGACAGACUGUUUUGCGAAGAAAAAAAAACGCCUCGGGAUUUGUAUCAGGAUUUCGAGGAGCCCUGUUUUACACCUAAAACCAAAGAGCAAGAAGAAUUCGAGCAGGAAAGGGCCAUGGCCAAUGAAAAGUGUGCCCACGACUUGGAAGAAAUGGGCAGCCAAAUGGAAGAGGAUCUGGAAGAGCUCAAGCAGUGCACAAAGCAUUUGGUCGAAAGUGUAAAGGACGAAACGGAUCAAACGGACACUGAAACCGACGAGGAGGAAUUGACUGCCCACCAGAAUACAGGGUCUCCGCUUCUUGCUCAGCAAUUCGCUGAACGGCGUAGGCAAAUGAAGUUAAGAGAAGAGGAAAAGGCGCUGAAAGAUUCGAACAUGAAGGCCUCAAAAGACAAUGAUGAAAAUGACGAGCAAGAUCACUUGUUCGCUAAGAUAUUAGACGACUCCACGGAUAAUGUACCCAAGCGCGUUUUUGGAUCUGGGAGUGACGCGACAAGUCAAACUUGGACACACGAAGAGUGCCUGCGUCAGUUGCCGCUCUCUGGGAAAAAUGAAAUUCUAAUCCAAGACGAUAUUUUCAGCCAACCCAUAACAGAAAGUACAAGUGCCCAAGAAGCUGAGGAAAUUUGCUCCAGGAUGGAGAAAAAGUUGGCUGCAGACGAGGAGAAUCUGCGAAAGCUGCUUCAGGAACUGGAGGACGAGGCUGAUGAAAAGUUUGAUAUUGAGACACAGGUGGAAUUCGAGGAAGACAUCACCAUAGGGGCAACCGAUGUUGCCAGUAUCUGCACCUCCUUGCUUGGCGAUAUUAUUGAUGAGCUAACGUUCAAUGAGAUAUUGUUGGCUCAAAAGCCGAAGAGCUUUGAGUUUGGGCCCAUCGAAUCCGACGAGGAGUUCAGUUACUCCGUGGAGCCGCAACUGUCAAAGUUGGUGCCGCCCGAGUUAGAAGACCCGGGCCGAGGUAAAAGCCUCCGCGAGUGCCUAGACACAUUUUCGGACUUUGUCACUUCCAUGGCGGAUCCCAAGCUGCCGUUGAUGCUUGGUCGUAAUUCUAGCUCAGCUGUCGAUAAAAUUCGCGCUGCUCAAGAGUUGCUUAAGUCGAAGCAUCUGGCUGAGUUUAACAACGAAACCGCUGAAAGCUUGGACGCCCAAAUAGCGAAGGAAAACGAAAAGCGCAAGAGGCGCGUGGCCGCAUCAGCUGCUCGAUGUUUUGGUCAACGGGAGAAGUAUGACGACACCUUGGAGGUGGUGGACAACCGGUUGAUGGUUGUGAAAAAGGACACAGGGGAACUGGAGGAGUUGCCACCUCCACCAGCCUUGAUUAGUGACACGGAGUCCGACGAAUACGAUACAGCCGAAGAGGAUUACUCAUCUGGAAGACAAGGGAAUGGACAGGAAAUGCGUCGUCCAUGGACCACCCCCUAUAAGCCAAAACCACGAAAGUCGGAGGAAUAUCUGGUGACUGAGGCCAUGCAGCGAUGUCAAAUGGAGUCCGUCCUUCAAGAUUCCCCAGAUGAGAGUAAAGAGGACGAUGUCGAGAACGAUGCCGUUGAGGACGAGUUCUACUCACUAGAAGCUAUGACGACUUUCAGUAGCCUGGACUCGGAAUUCUUUCAGAAACUAGAUCUCCAAAAAGUAACUAAUUCCGAAGAAGCGGAGUCGGCCAUUCAGUGCAUGCGAAGCUAUAACGAACUGAAAUCAUGCAUGAGAGCUGGUUCAAGCGAGCACCAGCUAACCACUGAGGAAAAGGAGAUGUUGCAGGAGAUGCUCUCACAGUCCCAGUCAAACAGCCCCAAGUUAGAGGAGGAGGACGAUCUACUAAAGAAAAUGGUUGAACGUAUGAAAGAGGUCGAGGAACGGGAGCGUCAGCUCCGGGAAGAGCCCCAAGUGGAUCCCAAAGAGAUGGAUUCUAUAAAGCUUUCCCUUGGUGGAACCAAGCUUUUCGAGUACAAAAGCCAAAUUUCAGAGGCGGAGAUCGAAAACUCAGAAAUGGAAACCGAAAACUUGAAAUUGGAAGGUAAGGGGGAAAAUGAGGAUGAAACCAAAGCGGAAAAAGAGGUCAGUUCUCAGGACAAGGAAAGCAUCGAUCCAUUUGUCAAGUCCACUCGGUCAAGUCCAAGAAAAAAUAUUGACGACGAUAAUCAGUCUGACGUAUCAACCGACUACGAAUCUGGCGAGGAAAUAAUGGUAAUAGAGCCGCCAAAACUACCCGAGGCAGUGCUGAAGACGUUUUUCUCUGACGGUUUGGAGACAGACAGGAAAUUGGUGCACGAUCUUGAAGAAGCAACUCGUCGAAACCUCUACUGCCCUCUUUCAAAAAUUUCGCCCAAGUCCGAUGAGAACUUAUGCCAAAUUGACAAUCCAUCGCCAGAUAUCCAAUUACAAGAAACCGAAAAAGAAAAGAAAUCGCCGCCUGAAUCAGCAAGUUCUGGACCAUCUGUGAGUGCUAAAGCCAAAUGGGCCAAAAUAGCUCAAAGAUUACACGAGUUCCUUGAUCCAGAGACGAUCGCAAUGUUAGAUAAACAAGAGUUUGCAGAGAGCGAUGAAGAUGAAGAGAGUGAGGAGGGAACCUCAGGCUAUGAUUUGGAAAUCACAGAAGAUACUGAAAAAAUACAAGCAGAAAACCCAAAAAAACAAGUCACUUCAGAGGAACACAUCACAGAUGAAAGCAUUAGCGAUGGACUAUCAUGGCUGGCUAAGUCGCACUCUCAUAUUGAGGAAACUGGAACAACUCUAAUGUUCAGCGGGGAAGAGAACAAGGCAUCUCCUACUCAAGACUUAGUUGGGGAAAACCCGACUGAAAUCAAAGACAGAUCAACUAAUAAGGAGACUGAUGAAGCAUCGCUUGACGAUAACGAAAAAACCCCAAUCAGUACGAAUUCCCCGAUUAUUACUAACAACGAAGCGGAUACCAAUAACCGCAUUACAAUGGACUAUUUCGAGGCCCAGGAACCAUCCGAAGCCGAUGGUUUGGCGGACACAAAAAUAUUUAAAACGGAGCAAAUUGAGUGCAACCUUGAGAUUCUGAGCGAAGAUGGAGACGUUGUGGUGAAGGAAGUCAGUGUCAGUGCUCAGGUCACCUAUAAGUAGAAAUCGCUCCAGAUUAUUGGUUAAUGUUUAUGUAUACCAGUUGUACCAUACUUCAUUUGAGUAAAUUUAUGAGCAUUCCAAAA
This is a messenger RNA of Drosophila ficusphila, 4817 nucleotides long. RefSeq names its product dynein axonemal assembly factor 1 homolog (gene dtr). The coding region runs from base 1 to 4734 and encodes 1577 amino acids. Gene Ontology annotation, molecular function: protein binding. The record is from RefSeq and is a predicted model, not a curated record. NCBI's taxonomy places the organism in Eukaryota, Metazoa, Arthropoda, Insecta, Diptera, Drosophilidae. The transcript is spliced from 5 exons.